Molecule: messenger RNA, 4251 nt
Organism: Haliotis rufescens (red abalone)
Lineage: Eukaryota; Metazoa; Mollusca; Gastropoda; Lepetellida; Haliotidae
Product: piwi-like protein 1
Exons: 17
Coding region: 138-2375 (745 amino acids)
Biological process (GO): regulatory ncRNA-mediated gene silencing
Cellular component (GO): P granule
Molecular function (GO): piRNA binding; protein binding
Source: RefSeq, a predicted model, not a curated record
CUGUGGGUGGACAGAGAGGGGAUCAGGAACAAGAGCAAAGACCAAGAAGAAAUCGCUACUUUGAACCCUUUACAAGACCUGACAACAUUAUUGACACGAAGGGAAAACUGUGUGAACAUGACAAGCGUGUGACCCUGAUGACCAACUACUUCAGCUUGAACUUCCCCCGCAACCUGGUCCUGUACCAGUAUCACGUCGACUACAACCCCCCCUGCGAGUCCAAGAGGAUCAGAACUGCGCUGUUGUAUGUUCAUGAAGAGCUUAUUGGUAGAGUGCAUGCUUUCGAUGGCGCCAUGCUAUUCCUACCAAUUCGUUUGCCAAAUGAGGUGACGGAGGUAUAUUCAACGCGACAGUAUGACUCGGCUCGGAUCAGGGUCACCAUCACGUUGAGGACAGAGCUGCCCCCCGAUGUUCCACAGGCCAUUCAAGUGUUCAAUAUUAUCUUCAGAAGGUUGUUGGCACAGCUAGGCAUGAAACAGGUUCAGAGACACUACUAUGACUUUGAUAGCAGAAUCAACAUCCCUAGGCAUAGCCUGCAGGUAAUCCCUGGUGUGGCAGCGUCGAUCCUGCCGUACGAGGACCAGGUGCUGCUGAACGUGGAUGUGGCACACAAGAUGAUACGGAUGGACACAUGUCUGGAUGUCAUGUCCCUGGAAUACGCGAGGCGAGAGAACAUGGAUGAUGUCCGUCGGAGAGUAAUAGGCUGCAUCAUCCUCACCAGGUACAACAACCGAACCUACCGAGUGGAUGACAUAGACUUCGACCUCACCCCGAAAGACAGCUUCAAGCUCUCCAAUGGUACCGACAUCACCUAUCAGGAGUACUUCCAGCAGCACUACCAAGUAAACAUAAGAGAUCCCGACCAACCACUCCUGGUCUCCAGGCCAACAGUCCGGGACCGGAACCGUGGCCAGACUGCACCCAUCUACCUGGUGCCAGAGCUCUGCAUCAUCACAGGGCUCCCCGAUGAGAUGCGUGCCGACUUCCAAGUGAUGAAAGAUGUGGCAGUUCACACCAGGAUUCCCCCGGAUGACCGGGUUGCCAGACUGCUGAGUUUCAGGAACAGGCUUGAGAGAAAUGAACAAGCUCGACAAGAAGUUGAAAACUGGGACUUUCACUUCUCGGAAACACUGGUGGAAGUGGCUGGGCGUCUCCUUCGACCUGAACCCAUCAUCCAUGGUGGAAACACCAAGUUCUUUUACAACCCUCAAAAUGCGGAGUGGUCCAGUAGCGUGCGGGGCAAGAAACUCCUGGUGACUGUUGCUCUUAGCAACUGGAUCGUCCUCUCUCCCAGCAGAUACAAACAUUUGGCCAUCGACUUUGUGCAGACUCUCAAAAUGGUGGGGCCACCGAUGGACAUGAGGUUCUCACCGCCGGAAUAUAUUUUCAUUGAUGAUGACCGGAAUGAAACGUAUGUGAGGGCUCUGAGGAACUGUGUGACCCCUGACAUCCAGCUGGUGGUGUGCAUCGCCAGCAACAACAGGAAGGACCGAUACGAUGCCAUCAAGAAGUUCUGUACAUGCGAGAGGCCAGUUCCAAGUCAAGUCGUGUUACAGAGGACGCUGUGUAAGAGGCAGAUGAUGAUGUCGGUGGCUACGAAGAUAGCAAUACAGCUCAACUGUAAACUGGGAGGAGAAGCGUGGGCGGUGGAGAUUCCUUUCACUACACCUUUCAUGGUGAUUGGUAUCGACACAUACCACGACUCGUCUGUGAGGAACCGGUCCGUGGGGGGCGUGGUGUGCAGCAUCAACAACACCUGCACCCGCUACUACAGCAGAGUCUGUUUCCAGGACAGUCACGUCGAGCUGGUCAACGGGCUGACCACGAUCUGUACAGCUGCUCUGAGAAAGUACCAAGAAGUAAAUGGCGUUCUCCCUCAGAGGAUCUUCAUCUAUCGUGAUGGUGUUGGAGACGGCCAGCUGGAGGCCGUCGUCAGUCAUGAGCUGCCCCAGGUCAUGGAGAGCUUUCAACGCAGUGGACAGGAAUGUCCACGUGUGUCGUUCAUUGUGGUGAAGAAGCGAAUUGGCACAAGACUGUUCUCCAAGACCAACCGUGUGAGCAACCCCCCUCCUGGCACACUAGUGGACUCAGUCAUCACCAAGAAGGAAUGGUACGACUUCUUCCUGGUGAGCCAGUCAGUGAGACAGGGCACGGUGUCCCCCACCCACUACAACGUCAUCUGGGACGACUCCAAUCUUCUUCCGGACCGCAUGCAGAGACUGGCCUACAAGAUGACCCACCUGUACUACAAUUGGCCGGGGACCAUUCGGGUACCUGCCCCAUGCCAGUAUGCUCACAAACUGGCGUUCCUCGUCGGUCAGAGCCUACACCGGGAGCCAUCUCCACACCUGGCUGACAGACUCUACUACCUGUAGACAAGCUGUCUCCAAGUGUGUUGGAUUCUAGUUGAUGUUAGCUGAUGCAUCUUUCAGAUGUUUGAAGGUGCCCUUGUAUUGAUUUCGCCUCUCGGAUUGGCCUGGCCCCUUAUAUUGGCCUGGCCCCUUGUAUUGGCCUGGCCCCUUGUAUUGGUGUGGUCUGGCCCCUCGUAUUGGCCUGGCCCCUUGUAUUGAUUUGGCCCCUUGUAUUGAUUUGGCCUCUUGGAUUUGCCUGGCCUCUUGUAUUGAUGUGACCCCUUUUAUUGGUGUUGCCCCUUGUAUUGAUAUGGCCCCUCGUAUUGACCUGCUCCCUUGUAUUGGUGGAGUCCCUUGUAUUGAUGUGACCCCUUUUAUUGGUCUGGCCCCUUGUAUUGGCCUGGCCCCUUGUAUUGAUGUGGCCCCUUGUAUUGGCCUGGCCCCUUGUAUUGAUGUGGCCCCUUGUAUUGGCCUGGCCCCUUGUAUUGGUCUGGACCCUUGUAUUGGCCUGAACCCUUGUAUUGGUGUGACCCCUUGUAUUGGCCUGGCCCCUUGUAUUGGUCUGGACCCUUGUAUUGGUCUGGCCCCUUGUACUGGCCUGGCCCCUUGUAUUGACCUGGCCCCUUGUAUUGGCCUGAACCCUUGUAUUGGCCUGGCCCCUUGUAUUGGUCUGGACCCUUGUAUUGGCCUGAACCCUUGUAUUGGUCUGGACCCUUGUAUUGGCCUGAACCCUUGUAUUGGUGUGACCCCUUGUAUUGGCCUGGCCUCUUCUUUGGUGUGGCCCCUUGAACUGGUGUUGCCCCUUGUAUUGGCCUGUCCAUUUCUAUUGGUGUGGUCUGGCCCCUUGUAUUGACCUGGUCCCUUGUAUUGGUGGAGUCCCUUGUAUUGAUGUGACCCCUUUUAUUGGUGUGGCCCCUUGUAUUGGUGUUGCCCCUUGUAUUGAUGUGGCCUCUUGUAUUGGUCUGGCCCCUUGUAUUGGCCUGGCCCCUUGUAUUGAUGUGGCCCCUUGUAUUGGCCUGGCCCCUUGUAUUGGUCUGGACCGUUGUAUUGGCCUGAACCCUUGUAUUGGUGUGACCCCUUGUAUUGGCCUGGCCCCAUGUAUUGAUGUGGCCUCUUGUAUUGGCCUGAACCCUUGUAUUGGUGUGACCCCUUGUAUUGGCCUCGCCCCUUGUAUUGGUCUGGCCCCUUGUAUUGGCCUGGCCCUUGUAUUGGUCUGGCCUCUUGUAUUGGCCUGAACCCUUGUAUUGGUGUGACCCCUUGUAUUGGCCUGGCCCCUUGUAUUGGUCUGGCCCCUUGUAUUGACCUGGUCCCUUGUAUUGGCGGAGUCCCUUGUAUUGAUGUGACCCCUUUUAUUGGUGUGGCCCCUUGUAUUGGUGUUGCCCCUUGUAUUGAUGUGGCCUCUUGUAUUGGUCUGGCCCCUUGUAUUGAUGUGGCCCCUUGUAUUGGCCUGUCUCCUUGUAUUGGCCUGAACCCUUGUAUUGGCCUGUCCCUUUCUAUUGGUGUGGUCUGACCCCUUGUAUUGACCUGGUCCCUUGUAUUGGUGGAGUCCCUUGUAUUGAUGUGACCCCUUUUAUUGGUGUGGCCCCCUUGUAUUGGCCUGGCCCAUUGUAUUGGUGUGGCCCCUUGUACUGGUGUUGCCCCUUGUAGUACCUGGCCCCUUGUACUGGUUUUGCUCCUUGUAUUUGCUGAACCACAGCACAGGAACAGUUGAACUUCUAUUAACCUUGGUACUAUUUUACUUCACAAUGUGUUAUACAAUGUACCAUGUCAUAUGUUAGUCCUAGCUGUGCAUGGUUUACAUGUUGUGCUUUAUACAAAUUAAUUGGACUGUCAAUGACCUUAUGUUUAUUGUAGCUUAUAUAUUUGUCAUUCAUAGACUAAUAAAUGACAUACUUAAUAA